Messenger RNA from Stylonychia lemnae, 1101 nucleotides. The record is from the annotation of a GenBank genome assembly. NCBI's taxonomy places the organism in Eukaryota, Ciliophora, Spirotrichea, Sporadotrichida, Oxytrichidae.
AUGGAGGGAAAAGAAAUAUUCAAUUUUUCACCAGGACCUGCUUGCCUGCCAAAAGAAGUGCUUAAGCAAAUUUAAGAUGAGUUUUUAAACUAUAAAGGAAAAGGAUUUAGCAUAAUUGAAAUGUUCAAUAGAUCCAAAGAAUUCCUAGAAUUAGCUGCUGAAGUAGAAAAAGACUUAAGAAGUCUGAUAAAUCUACCAGAUAAUUAUGCUGCAAUGUGGGCAUCAUCUGGAGCCUACCUUUAAUUCAGUUCAGUACCUUUAAAUAUUGGUGGAGGCCCAGAGAGCACAGCAACUUAUGUUGAGACUGGCCACUGGAGUAUGGAAGCUGCUAAAGAAGCUAGAAAAUUCUUGAAUGUAUCCCCUGCAUGGCAACCAUCAGAAGAUAGAUAUCUUUACACUUUGCCUGAGCCUGAAGAGUUUAAUAUUCACAAAGACUCAAAAUAUGUUUACUAUUGCGAUAAUGAAACAGUUCAUGGUGUGGAAUAUCACACUCCAAUCGUUACUGAGGGAGUACCAGUAGUUUGUGAUAUGACUUCAAGUUUUUUGACAAAGCCUCUCAAUUGGGAUAGAUUUGAUGUUAUUGUCUCAGCAGUGCAAAAGAAUCUUGGACCUGCUGGUAUAACUUCAUUAAUUGUAAACAAAAAACUUCUUGGAAAUAAAAGAGCGGAUACUCCAAUUAUGUGCGAUUGGGAAACUCAGUACAAUUGUGGAGGCUUCUAUAACACUGCAAAUGUAUUUGCUCUAUACGUUUGCGGACUUAACUUGAAAUACCUGAAAAAAUUCGGUUUGGAGUAUUUUGAUGACUUAGCUAAGUAAAGAUCAACGCUAAUCUACGAUGUAAUUGACAGCUCAAACGGAUUCUAUAGAAAUUAGGUUGAUUUAAAACACAGAAGCAGAUUAAACUGCCAGUUUAGACUUAAAUCUAAGGAAGAGGAUGACAAAUUCCUUAAGACUGCUGAAGAGGCAGGUUUCCUUUGGCUAAAUGGUCAUAUAAAAUAUGGAGGGUGCAGAGCUAAUAUGUACAAUGCUAUGCCAAUUGAAGGUGCAGAGAAAUUAAGAAAUUUCAUGAAAUAAUACCAAGAUGAGCAAGAAAGAUUGUGA